Messenger RNA from Closterium sp. NIES-65, 1320 nucleotides. The record is from the annotation of a GenBank genome assembly. Lineage: Eukaryota; Viridiplantae; Streptophyta; Zygnematophyceae; Desmidiales; Closteriaceae.
AUGUUUGCCUUCAAUUUCUCAGACCCUCCACUCAGUUUAUCGCUCAUUUCCCCCCCUUCUUCACCUCAUUUCCGCCCCUUCUUCCCCUUAUUUCCGCCCCUUCUUCCCCUCAUUUCCUCCCCUCCUUCCCCUCGUUUUUUCCCAUCCUUUCCCCCAUUUCCUCCCAUCCCUUCCCUCAUUUCUCCCCCUGCUUCUCCUCAUGUCUCCCCCUGCUUCCCCUCAUUUCCGCCCCUGCUUCCUCUCGUUUCCCGCCCUCCUUUCCUCCCCCUUCUUUCCCCCACUUCCGCCCAUCAUGUCCUUCGUUUCUCCCCGCUCCUUCCCCUCAUUACAUUUCCCGCCCUACUUUCCCUCAUUUCCCCCCCUGCUUUCCCUCAUUUCCCCCCUGCUUCUCCUCAUUUCCGCCCCUCCUUCCCAUCAUUUCUCCAUCUACUUCCCCUCAUUUCCCGCCCUCCUUCCCGUCAUUUCCUGGUUUCCCACAUUCCCCCCACUCUGUCCCGUCAUUUCCCCCACUCCUUCUCGUCUUUUCCCCACCUACUUCCCGUCAUUUCCCCGACACCUUCCCGUAAUUUCCCCCACUCCUUCCCCUCAUUUUCCCCCCUCCUUCCCAUCUUUUUCCCCCCUCCUUCCCCUCAUUUCCCUCCCUCCUUCCCGUCAUUUUCCCCACUCCGUCCCGUCAUUUCCCCCCCUCCUACCCGUCAUUUCCGCCCCUCCUUUCCCCACUCAAGUGCCACCACGGCUCAUUGGCUACCUCUCUGUUUAGCCGCCAGUUGGCUCCUCCUCAUUGGCUCGGCUUGUCGUUGCAUCGUUGCUCCUUCUCUUACUGGUUAUUCCCUGUCUGCCUCUUCCUUGGCUGUUCCUUACCCAUCUGCUCCUUUCACGGUGGGUCUCGUGCUCAUGCUUCCUUGCCGUGUGGUGCCCCGUUACGAGGACAUGACUCCCGAGGAGGUCACAGACAUGUGGCUGCUGGCGCAAAAGAUCCGGCUGGCCUUUGAACUACACCGUGGAUGCACCUCAUCCACUUACACCAUUCAGGACGGGCCAGCAGCAGGGCGGACAGUGGCGCAUGUGCAAGAUGGGCCAGCAGCAGAGCAGACAGUAGCACACGUGCAUGUGCACAUCAUGUCACGGAGAGAAGUGGACUUCGUACCCAAUUAUAAGAUCUACAAUGAGGAGAACGAGAAGGAGGCGAAGAGGCUGCGGAUAGAUGCGGAGGAGAACCGACCAGCCCGUACGAUGGAUGACAUGGAAGCUGAGGCUAAGGAGCUGAGGAAAGUAUUAGAGGAGUUUGAGAGAAAGGCUGAAGCCCAGGAGCUGAGGUAA